UAUAGUCUAUCGUAUACCUGUAAUAGAAACCCAAAUUAAUUACAGAACUUAAUUUUAUUAUUUAACCUCACAGCAAUCUACAAAUCGGUUAACCGUGACACGAUUAAAAGUGUGCAGUAAAAUUUUUUUUAAUAAAUUUUUUAUAUAAUUAUUCAUAAUUGAUCCAACUAAUAACAACGUUAUAAUGGCGUUAAAUCCGUCGUACGAAGCAAUCGGCAAGGGCUUCGUCAGCCAAUAUUACGCACUCUUUGAUGACCCUAAUCAAAGACCGAAUCUGAUUAAUUUAUACAGCGCGGAGUCAUCGUUCAUGACUUUUGAGGGCCAACAAAUUCAAGGAGGCCUUAAAAUAAUGGAGAAGCUCAAUAGCCUGGGUUUCCAAAAAAUUGAACGUGCAGUCACGUCCGUUGACUCCCAGCCAAUGUUCGAUGGUGGAGUACUAAUUAGUGUUUUUGGUAGAUUGAGGACUGAUGACGAUCCUCCGCACAUGUACUUCCAGACGUUUGUGCUGAAGCCACUGGCAAAUUCAUUCUUCUGUCAACAUGAUAUCUUCCGUCUUGGUAUUCAUGACAAAUUAUAAGAAGAGCAGAAGUUAUAAGAUUGAAUUUUAAUAAAAUAAAGAAACAAAUCUUGAAAGAAGAUAACAAUACUGCUCGUUGAUUUUUUAUCAACAAUUUCGAGUAACAGCUUAACUACCAGAGCUGAUAUCGGAAAUUAAAAUAAAAAAAGUAACAAAAGAAAUAAAGCUUUCUAUGUAUCUUUUUUUUUUUUUUUUACAUUUACUCAUUAAUUUUCUUAUUGUAACUAUAAACUCAACGCUUUGUUUUACUUUUACAUUCAUUGCAACAUUUUCAUUUAAUACUUAGACAGAGUUUUUAUACGACAAAAUAACUAAAAUUUUAUAAAUAGUUUCAAUAAAGGAUAAUUUAAUUUAAA
Messenger RNA from Cotesia glomerata, 933 nucleotides. RefSeq names its product probable nuclear transport factor 2 (gene Ntf-2). Gene Ontology annotation, biological process: protein import into nucleus. Gene Ontology annotation, cellular component: nuclear pore central transport channel. The record is from RefSeq and is a predicted model, not a curated record. Bases 185 to 577 code for a protein of 130 amino acids. The transcript has 4 exons. Lineage: Eukaryota; Metazoa; Arthropoda; Insecta; Hymenoptera; Braconidae.